Molecule: messenger RNA, 5422 nt
Organism: Polistes canadensis
Lineage: Eukaryota; Metazoa; Arthropoda; Insecta; Hymenoptera; Vespidae
Gene: mwh
Exons: 6
Coding region: 1040-4552 (1170 amino acids)
Biological process (GO): regulation of cell shape; cortical actin cytoskeleton organization; cell migration
Cellular component (GO): cytosol
Molecular function (GO): actin filament binding; small GTPase binding
Source: RefSeq, a predicted model, not a curated record
AUACACUAAUAUGAUAAAUUGAUUAUGAAACUAUAUAAUAGAAAAGAAAUUUAACAAUCGAUUUAUCUAUGAAAUUUCUUAUGGAAAAUUACAACAACGAAAUACCCUCUUCUCUUAUCGUAUAGUAAUUCUUCAUUCGUUAAUAGCGAUGAGCAAGAAAGUCGUAUCGCUUCGGGGUGUGUUCGCGUACGGGCCUCGCGAUGAAACUAUGAAAUUACAUGAACGUACUACGUUCCCACGUACGAAUCGUGAGAAUAAUUUAUGGACGUCCUAUGCGCAAUAUCUUAAUAAACUCGGUUCAUAAAAGCGCGACUUUUAGUCCUUUCGCUGCUCGAGGAAGUGCAGCACUCGCCGUUCCGUAAAUGCUAGUUUCGUGUCGUUGCCUCGACCUGUAAUUACGCAAGUGUAAACACUAUUGCAGGAAAGGAACAAUGUGAUACAAGAAUAGCGAUAAUCUUACUUGAAGGGGACAGGAGGAUAACGUGUGACCAAAUACCAUCCGACAGAGUUAUUAUUUUUCUUACGAAAAUUUAAACAAGCUAGUAUAAUUGUGUGUUGUUUCAUGUUAAAGAUAUACCAUAACUGUGUGUGAAAAUAUAACUUAUAUAUAUAUACCAGAAGAAAGAUAAUCAAAUAUAAAAUAACAGGUGUGUGUAUCUACUAACGAUUCAUGUUACGAGUAUCAAAAAAGUGUGAAUGACUGCCAUAUGAUUGCAUUGGAAAGUGUUACGUAUACCAUGAUAUAAAGGCAAAGGAACAUGUUUCAAGGCCAGAGCCAUUGAAGUCAUACCAUUCUGUAAUCUCAAGAUCUCAUGACCUCCGGUGACCGAGUCAUGCUAUCGUGGUAAUCGUAAAGUUUUGCAUAGCGUAAUAUAUUUCGUGUAAACAGAAUAAUAUGGUUGUCUAUUUGAAUUAGGAUUGAGAUUACAAAUGUGAUAAUUUAAUGAACGAAAAAUACCUAAUACCCUUUAUCGGAUGUUUCCUCUUGCGGAAAGAUAAAAAGAGUCAUUAAAGAAGGUAUCAAACAAAUUUGAGCAUAAUGGGGAAUACAAGAUCGCAACCUUGCCGACGCAAUAAACCACUCUAUUUGCUAUACCUUAUUCAUCGAACUUGGUCUAUGGUCGCUGAUCAUCGAAAAACUCCAAGCCAUUGCGAUGAUAUCGAUCGAGAAACAGAAUUAUCGUCAAGAUGCAGCGGUUGCAACGAUUGUGCUUAUCGACAGGACAGCCUCGCAUUCGAUAGCGAGUCGGACAUGGCGCCAAAUGCAGAGGAAGAGUUGCUUGUGGUGAAGCCCUGGGGACCGCAAACAGAAAAGGAACCUGGGUUGAGACCACCAACGUACAACGCCGAAGAUUAUGCGAUCGCAUUGAGACGAUGGGGAAGACGACCUUUGAGCACUAUUCAGGAUUCACAAGAUACCUUGCCUUCUACCACCAGCUCAAGUUCCGGCUAUAUUUCCGGAAGUGCAGGCGAAAUGACGCUAAGACAAUUUACAUCCGUUAGCGAACUGUUAAACAAACUUAGAGCUGAUCUUAGGCUUGCAUUUCCAAGUUUCGUUCAAGAAUUUGCCUCGCCACCGGCAGAUGGGAUAACUUUGUUAUUGGAGACUCUCCGUGGAGUACAGCUGGCUCAAAGUUCACCGCCAACAUCCGGACAGGUCGGGCCAAGGGUCGGUACCAGAAGGGCUGCUUUAGAUGAGUUGGGAUGCGUGGAGUGUUUGGCCGCCUGCGGUGAAAGAUGCGCUGAUGCACCGCGGCUACUGGUGCAAGCUCAACCUGGACUUCUUGCUCUGGCGGUCUGUCUGACGAGCAGUCUGAACCGGUCUCGAGUUCUGGCUCUUCAGUUGCUGACGAAGGUAUGUCAGACUGCAGGUGGACACGCCGCAGUUUCCGAAGCUGUUUCCACGUUGAGGCUAAAAUACGGCGAAGGUGGAAGGUUCAGAUUUUUGGCUGGCGCACUUCUAGCUCCCAGAGCUGCCAUCGCUCUGAGAGUGGCAGGAGUAUCCUUCUUAAAUGCCUUUUUAAAAUCAGCACCUCGUACGCAAACGAGAUUAUACAUUCAGGCGGAGGCCUGCGAAGCUGGACUAGAGCCGCAGGUACUCCAAGAAUGGUUGAGAGAAUCCGACGGUCGAGAGGAAGAUACAUUGACUGAUCUUUUACGAAAGGAAGUCCAAAAAUGGGCACAAAAUUGUGUCGAUGUGGAUGCCCUUCAACGAAGGGUUCUACGUGCCGAAGAGACUUGUAGAAUUUUAAGCAAGAAGGUCUCUGCUUUACAAAAUCAACUCGAGAAAUUACAAGUAGAAAAGCUCAACAAUUACAAUGCUGAGAAUCGUGAUAAUAUGUCUAGCGGAACGAUUCUAGGAAUUAAUAAGACGCAAAAGGUAUCGUCGAAUGCGGAAGACGAAGGUAUCAGUUCAUCAGAAAGAUCGAGCAGUCCAGAAGACAUAAAGCAUCAAUCUCAGAACGAUCACCAGAAGAUCACGGCAAUUCAAGACAACGAUCAGGAAACGACGAUUGAUGACGUUAUUGAGGAACUUAGGAUCAUCGUGAAGGAUGCCGAGGAAGAAUUCAGCGACAAGAAUCAAGAAAGAUCUACAGAAUUAGAUUCGAACGAUCCUGCUUUCGUAAAAAAUUCUCUCUUCAGACCAAAUUCAAAACUUUCUUAUGAUAAUUCGGAAGUCUGUUUGUACGAGCAAGUCACAAAACGAGAACAACAAAUUGAACGGAAGAUAUUCAAUUCUAAUACUGCUUCGAAUAAUGUCUUGCAAAAUUGUCAGGAGAAAGGUGAACAAGUGACUUAUUUUGGUAACGAUCGUGAUUACAGCGAUAAUUCGAGUGUCACUAGAAGACUAAGCUCGGAUGGAUCACGAAGGAUCUCGAAAUCUUCGUUGGAGGGUAGCGUCAAGAUAGUCGUCAAGGGACCGGAUGUCGAGGAUGCUAUAGUUCCGACCAUUCUUCAUCCGCAACCACCGCGAAGAACACCACCGUGUUUAUCGGCACUAAUGGCGGUGAGACACUGUAAUUUUGCCGAUCACAAUGAACCUUACAACUCUCACGACGAGGAACUCGAGGAGGAAACUUUAGGCGACGGCAGUGAUUCUUUGUUAAGUGCUUCUAGAUUGAAGUACAACGAGAAAAAUCAAUCCUAUGAGGAACACAUCAGAGAGACCGCUGUCGUUGAACAUUUUCAAAAGAGAUCUACGACUGGUAUGUUGUCUAACAACAUUGCCGAUAAGAGUGGCAAAUUCAGGAAAAGUUUCGAUGAUCUUCAUCAUUUUGGAAAUAAUAAAAAUAAUUUAGAAGGAAAAACCAUAAGAAAUUAUGAACCUUCUAUUUCAUCUAAAGCACGAGUGCAAGCUGAAAGUGGAUCGAUUAAACAGGUAGACGCGUAUAGACAAUAUGAAACGUCUUCUAAAGUAUUGGAUUUCUCAAAGCAUCAAACGGAUCGUCAAUCUUCCGUUCAUCGACAUGGUUCUAAGUAUAAGAGUGAGGUAGAAAAGAGGAAGCUUUUACGACGAUCAACCAGUCAUGAUUAUCUGGAUUCGAAUACGUCGACGCCUCGUUCGAGAAGAUCGACAGGAAGUCGAGUGGAAUGUCGUAUCAGAAAAUUCGAAAGCUUAAACUCGUUCGAUGAACAUCGUAGCCUUCAGAAUUACGGAGGACCUGGGAGUACGGAUAAUCUGAACAAGGAACAUCGUUCAAUCACAGAAGAUUUCUCCAAGUCCAAAAUGCGAAGAUCUGAAUCCUUUCAUCACGUAUCCCAUAUCGCUAGAAAAGAUCAAUGCUCUUCGAGAGGCGGAAGCGACAGUGGUUUGAUUUAUAUUACGGAUUAUAAUCUCGAUCCACUCGUAACUCGAAGACCACGUUCUAUAGAAGCACCCAAGUCACCCAACUUGCUUACAAAAUCGUUGGAUAGAAUCGACGAAGGCUUAGAUUCAAUGGUUAAUAUCGUUAUAACGGAAGAGAAGAACGAAUGGAAUGCAAAUAGACAUCAACCGAAGUCGAAUAACAUUCGCAAUGAUAAACAAUCGAUAAAAGUUAAAUCCAACAAAUUGGAUAAUUCGAAAAGUAAUUAUGCGGAUCGUGAAAAGCAAAAAGCUAGAAGAGAGGAAUCAAUGGUAAGAAACAAGCAUUUAUUAAAUGAUGAAUUUUAUAAUUGUCAUAUAAAUAAUAAACAAUUAAAGAAUGAUGAAUUGUAUGAAGAACAGAAAAAUCGCCAAUGGAAUUAUCAUAAGGAAUUAGAAUUAGCAAGGAGGGAUACUGAAAUUAAUUGUGAAACUACACCCAUGGGAUUAUCAAAAACCGAAUCCAAACAUAAUUCAUUUGGGCAAAACAAAUCUAUCGUCAAUAGGUUUUCUAAUAAAUCAAAUGAUUCUGGUAUUUUCGCUGGGCGAACCUAUGACACUUUUGGACUUGGCAAAAAUCGAUUCAAUGCAGGAAAGUAUUCGGGUGAUCAACGCGUUAAAGAUAAUCCAUUGGCAAGACGAAAUACAACUUCAUCCGUAAUUGGUAAACGUGGUAAGGUUACUGAUGUUGUUUCAGGUCUAUAUUGAAACCAUAAGAUCGAUAUUUUCAUCAAAUUUUUUCAAAUUUAAGUAUCGCUGAGAAAAUAUUGUUUAAUCGACAAAAAGAGACUAAUAUAUUUUUUAUACUACUUAUUAUUAAAAUUUGUAAUGAACUUAACAAAUCCUUGUGCAAUAUUUACAAAUGUUCGCGCGCACGCGCACACACAUACACACACACACACACACAGUAUCGCUUAGAAAUUAAUUUAUUUUUAUAAGCAUUACAAAAUUAUGUGCAUUCACAUAAGAUGAUUAUGGCGGUGAUGGAGGGAUCUCUUAAAUGCAUUGUGCAAUAUUUUCUUCUCAUUGCAAUCGCGUGUGCGGGCAGUCAUGAUAUAAUUACAACAAAGGCUGUAUCUUAUGCAUAUUUAAGCAAAAAUGUAAAUAACAGCUUGUGAGAAAAUAUAAUAUUUGAACAUCUCAUUUCUAUAACUAAACGAGUUUCGAGAAUUAUAUAGAAUUCCGCGAAAUUAUUAAAUAGAAUGGCCAAUAAUUUCGUUAAUAUGCUACUGUAACUUUGCUUUUAAUUUAUUAAAUUUGCAUUAUUUAAUGUAAAGAGGAUAAAUCUCAUAAUUAUUUGCAAUUAAUGAAAGAAUAACAUUAUAACUAUAAUAUCAAACACUCUCACGAUUUGUAUAUUCUAUAAUACUUUCUAUACAUGUAAGUUGACUUAUUUAAUAUACAUUUAUUUGAACGUUAUAGUGUUCUAUUAAGUUUCGUACAAAUCAUAAAUAAGAAGGAGCGGGGCUGUAAUUACUUUAAUAACAACAUAAUAUAUUUCGAUACAUUACAAUUGAUCAGUCAAAUAAUAGGUAAGUAAAAGGGAGAUAUUAAAUAAAUCAUCUUGCAUUUAAUUGU